CUGGACCCCUUUGUGAUUAUUGUGUGUUGAUUUCUCUGUUUUGUGUUCUCUUCUUUUUUUCCCUUCUCCUCUUCCUCCCCCUUGUCACUACUGCUGUCAUUAUCACACCAAUCAUCAUCACCAGCAAUCAACGACAUCAUUACGUCGCGCGCGCGAGAAAGAGGAGAGGCCUGAGCUCUGUGCCACCCCAGUCGAGCCAUCGCCUACUACCCCUUGCCCUGCCUGCCCUGUUCUGCCCUGGCCUGUCUUGCCUGGUCCUCUUUUGGUCUGCAAGCGCCACCCUGAUUACCACCUCACACAUUCACAUCCACUCUAUCACACAUCCUGCUUCAUAUCUGCAACCACAGACGGCCAACGAACUCCUUCCCAAAGCUGUCGUACCAAGAUUGAGGCUUAAACAAACGACUCUCCCCCCAUCAACCUUCCUCUGUGCAAUAUCCAACGACCACAACUCGACCGUUUUACAAAGCAUCACCCGUUUGAAUUUAAUAUGGCCGCUCCCGGCGUUCAGUCUAUCAAGUGUGUCGUGACAGGUGAUGGUGCUGUCGGCAAGACAUGUCUUCUCAUCUCAUACACCACGAAUGCCUUCCCAGGCGAAUACAUUCCCACAGUUUUCGACAACUACUCUGCGAGUGUGAUGGUCGAUGGGAAGCCGAUUAGCCUGGGACUUUGGGAUACUGCUGGACAGGAAGACUACGACCGACUUCGACCUCUUUCCUACCCUCAGACCGACGUCUUCCUCAUCUGCUUCUCCAUCGUCAGCCCGCCAUCGUUUGAUAACGUAAAGGCCAAGUGGUUCCCCGAGAUCAGCCACCAUGCUCCCAACAUCCCCAUCAUCCUGGUCGGCACCAAGCUCGAUCUGAGGGAGGACCCGAACACGAUUCAGAGUCUCCGCGACAAGAGAAUGGAACCCGUCACCUACGAUGAAGCCCUGCGAACUUCCCAGGACAUCAGGGCACACAAGUACCUAGAGUGCUCUGCAUUGACCCAGCGCAAUCUGAAGGCCGUCUUCGACGAGGCUAUUCGUGCUGUGCUCAGCCCGAGACCCCAGGCGACCCAGAAGACGAAGAAGUCGAAAUGCACGAUUCUGUAA
This is a messenger RNA of Cryphonectria parasitica EP155, 1093 nucleotides long. RefSeq lists its product as uncharacterized. Lineage: Eukaryota; Fungi; Ascomycota; Sordariomycetes; Diaporthales; Cryphonectriaceae. The record is from RefSeq and is a predicted model, not a curated record. Bases 491 to 1093 code for a protein of 200 amino acids. Gene Ontology annotation, cellular component: cell cortex; cytoplasmic vesicle; cell projection. The transcript is spliced from 6 exons. Gene Ontology annotation, molecular function: GTPase activity; protein kinase binding; GTP binding. Gene Ontology annotation, biological process: establishment or maintenance of cell polarity; regulation of actin cytoskeleton organization; actin filament organization.